Messenger RNA from Rhagoletis zephyria (snowberry fruit fly), 1337 nucleotides. RefSeq lists its product as uncharacterized. The record is from RefSeq and is a predicted model, not a curated record. NCBI's taxonomy places the organism in Eukaryota, Metazoa, Arthropoda, Insecta, Diptera, Tephritidae.
AAAGGUCAAUAGAUUUUCGUUUCCCAUUUAAAAUGAAUAACUCAGUUCGAAGGGAAAGAAGCGAAGGAAAGCAAUAAAUUAAUUUCAAUUUGUUAGCACAAGGUUAUACAGAAACAGUUAGCUUUUGCUUUAUUGGCAGAUCAGAUGGACGAUUUGACUUUCUGCACCAUGGAAGACGAUUGCUUCAAAAGAAUUGUGGCUAGUUUCAGCUGCUCGCCUGACCUAACAAUAGCAGGCGCAGGCUGCGAAAAUGGCUCUAUGUUGGCGAAUGUCACAGCUGAAGUGGCACGCUUCACAACUGCGGGUAAACUCGCUGCUGUACAAGCAAACGAUUGUGACCAUCUUGAAGGCCUAUCACUUCAACUCUGGUGUGAGAAAGCUUUGAUUAAGAGUGAAGUUUUUCUUCAACCCGACAAAACGUGUCGGACCCGAAAAAGCAUACUACAUCUUUCGGUGGACAAGGUCAAGUUUCGAGUGACCAGAAGGCCACCACAACCCCUCACUAGCAAACGCCCACAAAGUUGCCAAACAUAACACACUUCACGUGAAAAACACUCGCUAGAACCUGAGAUGCGCCACAUGCAAGUCCUCCCAGCAAUGUCACAGAUAAUGCGCGCAUAUCUGAGCAAACAAUAUGCAAGACAUGCAGACAAUCAGCCAGUUGUUAACCACAUCAUUAAAGCGCAUAAUGAUAAAAGAGCUACGAAAAUUAGUUAGGCAAACAGCGCCGCCCGCAGCCAGCAGAGCACGCUUAAAUAGAUAAACAAAAACACGCCCGCAUGCGUAUGAAACACGCAUACACCUAUCAGUAGAUAUGCAAACCAUGCAUUUAUAUAAACAGCUUGAACUAUCUGCACCCCCAUUGACAAGCGUCUAAUGCUCGUAAUCAGUUGCUCGAUUAGAACGCGUCGAAACGCCCGUACCACAUUUGCGAUGCGGUUUUGUGCAAUUAAACGGUACAGCGCGUAACGUUUUUAUCAUCGCGAGCGUUUCCAAUGGCACUUAGCCGUUGUUUGUGAAAGCAACAUAUGCCGCAGUCGAUUAUUUGAAGCGUCGCUUGCCACACAAAGUAGCACACACGAUUGUAGCGAUUACACCCGGUACCGCAGCCAUACAAACUAGUAUGCACGCGCAUAUGUACGAAUGUACGAGUAUUCGGUCGUUAUGCAUUUCUCGUUAUGCGAUUGUAUCGCGUCAACAUUCUAGUAGGCGCGCACGUAUGUACGCAUUUUCGAGGUCUGCACGUACCGAAAGUCAUUACGAGAGUGGCGCAAUGAUAUAGUCCAUGCACGUAUCGUUAGUACAAGGAGGCGAAAAAAUUGGCCUUUUUGGUGUUA